AUGGCGCAUAGUAACACGUUUCCACAUAGUAUGAAUAGUAGUCGUCGUUCAUCAACAAUUAUACCCAUAGAGAACCAACUAGCACAGGAGAGUUACGAGUAUGAAUUCAUGAGACUAAUGGAAGAAGAACGUCAAUUGCUUGCUGCUCAUCGACUUUCGCGUAGGGAAAGUGUUGUAGGUAAGCCAAAUCCGUACCAGCCUUUAACACAUCCGCAACAGCAAGUGCCACUGCAACAACAAUUUUCGCACUUACAACUACAACCGCAGCUACAUGGUCAGCAGCCACCGUUACAACUGCAGCAACAACCAUCAUCAUUACAACUGUCACAGCAGCAAUCAUCUAUACAGAUUCCUGUACAACAACAAUCGUCGAUACAACUGCCUCUACAACAACAACCACAACCACCUCUACAAAUUCCGACACAGCAACAAUCGCCGAUACAGCUCUCCUUACAACAGCAACCAUCGAUUCAAUUACCCUUACAGCAACACUCGUCAAUACAAGUCCAACAGCAUCCAUCGAUACAAUUGUCGCAACAGCCAUCCUCGCUCCAAUUACAACAACAACAACAGCCUCAGCCACACCUUCAGCAACAACAACAUCCAUCGAUACAAUUGUCGCAACAGCAAUCCUCGCUCCAAUUACAACAACAACAACAACAACAACAGCCUCAGCCACACCUUCAGCAACAGCAACAUCCAUCGAUACAACUACCACCACAGCAUUCGUCCUUACAGCAACAACAACCACAACAGUUACAACAGCAACGUCAGCAGCAACAAUACUAUCCAUCCAGUGAUGAUAGAUAUACAAAUACUCAGGCACAAGCAAGUGCUACACUCCCUCGACGCGUCUUACCAUUUUUAAAACCACUUCGAAUCGUUAUUAUUCGUCAUGCUGAACGUGCUGAUGCUGUUCUAGGAUCUGAUUGGUCAAAGAAAAGUUUCGACCGAAGUGGACGUUAUAUACGAUUCAGCGAACAUCUACCUGAUGCAUUACCGACGCGUUCGUAUCUACACCAUUAUGUAAUUGACGUACCAUUAACCAAUCGUGGGCGUAUGCACGCCUACAAAACGGGUAAAGCACUACAGUUCAAUGGAUAUGCAGCUGAUAUCUGUUAUACAAGUCCAUCCCUACGAUGUGUUCAAAGUGCUGACGGUAUUCUAAAUGGUAUGGAUCGGAAAACUGUUCCUAUGCAGUUGGAACCAGGAUUGUUCGAAUGUUAUCUCAAUGAUUUCAAACGUACAUUAUGCUUCAUGACCAAAGAUGAAUUAGCUGCAAACAAUUAUAACAUCGAUAAAUCUUAUCAAUCAUUGAUGCCAUUCAUGCGUCCACAUGACAGUCAACUUGAUUAUUAUGAACGUUGUCGAGUUAUAAUGGAUGUUAUUACCGAACGGCAUAUGAAUACUGGUGGAACAAUUUUAAUCGUUGCACAUGCACCGAGUCUUGAAGGUCUUACAAGACAUCUGUCCGGAGGCAAACUUCAGCCAGAAAAAUUAUUCGACAUUGCUCGUCGUGUUCCAUUUUUGGCAAUGACUAUCGUUGAGAAGAGCCAUAUAAAUAGUCCUUGGCUUUUUCGAACUCAGCCUCUACAAACUGGUUCACCUCAAUCGAUACCUGAUAAUUCUCACGAAAUAACUCAGACAUCUGCACAAUUACCUCCCAGUGGCGUUCAACAAUCAUUAAGUCAACAAAAACAACAGCAACAACAACAACAACAAAAACUAUCCUCACAACAAUUUCAUCCAGGACAUUUCCAUCUCGAACAACAAAGCGCACGGCAAAAUGGCCGACCUCGAAUAACGAGCUCGUCGAUUCCAAUCGAUCCAAAAAAAGUCGUGAAAAGCUCGACAGCGCCCAAUCUUCCAACAAACGGUACAAAACAUCAAUAA
Molecule: messenger RNA, 1893 nt
Organism: Adineta ricciae
Lineage: Eukaryota; Metazoa; Rotifera; Eurotatoria; Adinetida; Adinetidae
Source: the annotation of a GenBank genome assembly